Molecule: messenger RNA, 1089 nt
Organism: Porites evermanni
Lineage: Eukaryota; Metazoa; Cnidaria; Anthozoa; Scleractinia; Poritidae
Source: the annotation of a GenBank genome assembly
AUGGCUUGGCGAGCGGAGUACUUAACAGACGACACCUACAAACAUCUGGUUGCUCAGGUGUGUAUCGAUAUUACAGCAGCCCUGCCAACAAUUCUCCUGAAUUCGCUGGUUAUUUUCGCCGUGGUAACAAGACGACGACUACGAAACAACUCUACCAUACUUCUUGCUUGUCUAGCAGGGACGGAUUUGUUAACUGGCCUUGUUGUUCUACCUCUUGCCUUCUCGCUAGACUUGAAGCGCCUUCUUGGUGUUGGGCCAUUUUGUUCGCCAGAAAAAGCACUGAAUGUGAUAAUAACGAUAUCAAUUUUUGCUUCGUCGGGUCAUUUGGUCGUGAUCAGCAUUGAUCGCUUUAUAGCUAUCAAAUACCCCCUGAGGUACUUGGAUAUUGUCACAGAAGAGAGAAUAAAAAUCAGUAUUAUUCUAGCCUGGGCUAUUGCUUUGAUAAUGUCAAUCAGUGAACUUGUUCUGGCUCUAAUAGACAGUAAAAGCAUCUACCUGAUUUAUUCGGUCGUGAACUCUGUGACACAAAGUGGUACUGGAAUUCUUUUCAUUUUUACCAUUUCAUUGUGUUAUGGUUACAUUUACUCAGAGACACGAAGACAACUUAAACGCCUCAAAACCGAACAACUUCCCCAAGAGCAAGUCCAAAGAAUCAAGAAAGACAGAAGGGCAGCUAUCACUCUAGCAAUCGUUCUAAUUACUUUAGUAAUAACUUAUUUACCAGCAAUAAUAAUUUCGUUAGUGACUGCUUCUUCAGAUAGCAUUUUAGUAGAGGCGCGUUUUAUAGCCAUUACUUUUAGCUGGGGGGGAAUUCCAAUGAUGUUAGGCUCCCUGUGUAAUCCUAUCAUUUACUGUUGGCGUAUGAAGAAACUACGACACGCAUUUCUGGAGAUACUACAUCUAAGAAAACCUGACAACACCGUGCCAGAAGCAGAAAUUACAGGAACUCAGCCCUUUCAACCUAGACCGACGUUUUGUAGAACAGACCAGGCUUUCUUGUCACGCGGAAACGGGCAACCAGUUUUGGUGUCUUUUUGCCAGCAGCCAGUCGAAUGCCUCCCUCGCAUCGAAGAAGCCAGAGGGGAAUAG